AGAACCAGGAGGGAGCUCUGGCGGUUGGCAGGGCAACCUCCUUCAGUUGGUGGGAAGCAGUGGAAGGAGGAGGAGCUCCCUCUGUGCUGUCUUCCUCGCAAUUACAGCUUGUUGCAUCUAGACCCAUUCUAAAUAAACCAAGCAGGUUCCCAAGGGACCCAUGCAGACAAGUCAGCUCAGGGGAGGCGUCUGAGGUGAGGUGCAGGCUGCUAGUGGGGUGCAGCCCCAUUGCCAGGGCUGCCCCUGCCAGCGUACCUUUGCUGGGAAGAGGUGGAAGUGCUGAGCUCUGCAGACUUGGAAGCAAGGGAAGGCCCAAGCUGCUGGAGAGAAGCCGAGCUACCCCAUGGGGAACACGCUGAGCUGUUGCUUGUGCACCAACGCCAGCCCCAAGCGGGGCCAGCGCAGGAGGUCUGGAGAGCUGUCCUGCAGCGCUGACAUCUAUGAGGCAGCGUCAAGCAAAGGUGCAGGCCAAGGCAGAGAAGAGCGGAGCCGCCACAGAUGGAACAUGCUGCUCCCUAAUGCCAGCCCCAAGCAAAGACAGCGCAGGGUGCAGUGGGCAGAACCGCCUUGCAGCUGCAACAUCACGGAGGCGGAGGUGGCAGUAGCGCCACACCCCACUGCUGUAGAGCCUGCUCCGUCGGAUUUUGGAGCCCAAAAGGGCCAUGACCUGCAGCAUAUCAGCGACCAGGGGAUGCCCAAAGAUUUUGCUUCUGACCAUCCAAGGGAAAGCACACUCUUCCUGAGAAAAUAUCAAAUGAGUGUGCAAGGAAAGAGGAGGAGCUCUCACCUAUAUUAUUGUGACUUUGGCAAUAUAUUACAACAUAAAGCACAGGUGAGCUCUUUGAAAACCUGCCUUGUUACUCCAGCUCAUCACUUUGUAUAAUAUGACACAUGCUGUUAGGUCAUAACUGUAGACAUAAGCUGUAGAGUGUUUAUUUUACAGUAUUAAAGUGAAUCAUUUGUGGGUUUUUGUAAGACUCUUUUAUCUCUUAAAUUAUUGAGGGUCUCAAAAUGUAUUUGUUUAUGUCUUGUUUGCAAUUUUUGUAAAGAAGAAAGAAAAAGAUGAACUAGCCUCAUACAAAUAUAUAGUAGGAAAAAUGUGUAUUUUUAAAGCUUUCAGGUAAUUGUGGGUAUUCUUUAGCCACACCAAAACUUCACAAGUGCUGAUUUAUUAAAAUAGUUAUAAUGGGAUUGUACAUAUCGAUGAAUUCAUUCCACUAAUACUCACUAAUACUCACUGAUCUUUCUUGUACAAUAAAUGGAUCUUUCCACUUACCAGCUUUUAUAAUAUUAUGCAUUGGCUAUUUGGAAAAUAUUAAUUCAUGUUCAUCUAUAGUGUCAAAAACUCACUUUCAUUAGUAUCACAAUGAUUAUAAAAAUGUCUUCAAAUAUUUAUAUGCUGUCAAGCUCACAGUAGUAGGUAUGUGUUUUCCAAGUCCUGAUUUUUAGCCUGAAAGCAUUAGCUUUAUUAUACACAACAAAUACUUGUUAUUUUCCUUGAAAUGACAGAGUCACUUGACUUCUUUUUGAGAAUGAUAGUCAGUCAUACUUUCAGAUAGAAAUGGUGUUCUGUGAAAAAUUGGCUUGUUUAGCUCACAAUUAAAUCACAAGUGCUUUUCUUUAACAUGACCAUACUUCAGCAUGCAGACGUGCUUUAUGUGAACUUCCUACUUAGAAUACUAAAAAGAGAGUUCAGGAUUUAAUAACAACAUUAAUUUUUACUGUUUCAUCAAGGACAUUCUUAAGUGAAGCAGGCUACUUUAACAAAAACUGCAAGGGGCAGUGAAGAGUGGAAUGAAUUCUAAUAUAAUUUGGUACCACGGACCUUAUUCACACUGAGAAAACAGCAGUUUUACCCACUUUUGCUUUUAUGCAAUCAUUACAAGUGUUGAACAGCAAGAAAGCAAGCAAUGUCUUACUACUUUUAGAAAGCAAUAAAUUAUUCUUAUGUUUUAUUUUCAAUCAGUUUCUCAGGUUGAAUUAGUAUCUUAUAAGAACAUUUAGGGCCAUAGGUGGUGGUUGACACCUGUAACCCCAGCACUUUGGGAGGCCAAGGUGGGAGAAUUACAUGCGACCAGGAGUUUGAGACUAGUCCGAGUAAUGUGGCAAGACCCCAUC
Molecule: messenger RNA, 2118 nt
Organism: Pongo pygmaeus (Bornean orangutan)
Lineage: Eukaryota; Metazoa; Chordata; Mammalia; Primates; Hominidae
Product: cyclin-Y-like protein 1
Exons: 4
Coding region: 344-883 (179 amino acids)
Source: RefSeq, a predicted model, not a curated record